AUGGUCCGUGUAAACACGCUUCUCACAGCUACGACGCUCCUCGCAUGGUCGGCAACGUCGCUGGCUGGUAACCGGACAUGCUACUACCCUGACCAUUCGAUCGCCCACGACGACGUCCCCUGCGGUGAUGGCGAGAAUGUCGCCUGCUGUGGCAGCGGUGCCAUCUGCCUUUCGACCGGUCUCUGCAUGGACAUUGAUCAGCAGCCCUACGCUCUGUCCAGACUGUCAUGUACUGAUGAGAGCUGGGGAUCUGAUUGCCCCAACUAUUGUCUGCAGGAAGCAAGCUACAACUCCAGCUGGAUUUCAAUCGUCCUCUUCACCUACCUUGACAACGUCGCCAAAUACUGUUGCAACAAUAUCAUCGAUUCAGGCGGUGAUGCCGCCUGCUUAAAUGACCUGGCUCCCUUUAGAAUGCCAAAUGCCGAGAUUGUCGAAAACACCAACUUGUUGGCUGGCUAUGUCAAGGCCAACUCUACCUCUUCAUCUACAAACAGCACCGACUCCGCGUCCAAUGCUACCACCAGUGCGUCGCCAACAUCCGCAAACUCCACCACCACAAACAAUAGGAGCAACCACGAUGCCGCUAUCGGGGCCGGCGUAGGAGUGCCUCUCGGCAUCAUCGCACUUGCAUCGAUCGCAUGGGCGCUAUGGGAGCGACGGAAAUUGCAUCGCAUCAGCGCUGCCCACCACGCCGCCGUUGCCGCCUCGUCUACACAGGUGCCUCAAAAACAGGACGCGUGGAAUAAUACCAAUAGCGUGCAACCCGCGCCACCCUCGAAUGUACAACACACCGCCCCAGUGGGCUCGCAGUAUAGCGGCUAUAGCAGCAACGAUGUGCCUGUGAGUGGGUACCAACAGCCCGUAGUGCGCAACGGGCAGAGCGGCUUUUCAGAGAUGGGCUCCUUUGGCCCAGUUGAGCUGGAAGGUGAACGCAGGUCAUAG
Molecule: messenger RNA, 942 nt
Organism: Talaromyces rugulosus
Lineage: Eukaryota; Fungi; Ascomycota; Eurotiomycetes; Eurotiales; Trichocomaceae
Exons: 2
Coding region: 1-942 (313 amino acids)
Source: RefSeq, a predicted model, not a curated record